Messenger RNA from Paramuricea clavata, 1620 nucleotides. Lineage: Eukaryota; Metazoa; Cnidaria; Anthozoa; Malacalcyonacea; Plexauridae. The record is from the annotation of a GenBank genome assembly.
AUGUUCAUGAAACUUAAACAGGAAAGUAGUGGCAUUCCGAAACAUUGUUUAGAUGAGAAUGGUGUAGUGAUAAAAGAAAAAUUGCAAAAGUAUAUUAUAGAGAAUCUGGAACACGAACAAGUUCAAUUAGAUGCGGAAAAAAUUGACUAUAACCCCGGACAACAAACCGUUAUGAAAGCGCUGUUAAACUCCCUGUGGGGCAAAUUAGCGCAAAACGAAGACACAACCAUUGUGUCGUUUCUCGACUCUAUGGACGAGUUACUAGAAUUGGUAAACGAUCGAACAAUUUAGGUGACCUCUUUAGAUUUUAUAAGCAAUAAUGUCGCUCGAACCACACACCGGAAGGAUAGUUGUCUAACACCUUUACCUAACCGCAAUGUAAUUAUUGCGUCGUUUGUGACAGCCUACGCACGUCUAGAACUAUUUAAAUAUAUUAGUUUUUAUCGAGGAUGUUGAGAACGGUAAAUUUUUACAGAUUGGCGAAUAUCUUGGUGACAUGACCGAUGAAUUGUAUGAAAAAAACAUGAGUGAAAAAUGGAUCGAGCAGUUUUGUACAUGCGGUCCAAAAGCCUAUUCCUAUCGUACAAAUGAGUACACGCGAUACUUGGAAGACAGUACGGAACAACAACAAAAAGACGAGGUUGUGCACGUAAAGGGGUUUAUGUUGAAGGGUGAUGCAAAAGACAAGAUUACGUUCGAUAGCCUUGAAGCGUCUAUAGGGGAUAAUAAAAAGGAAAUUGCUGUAAUCUAUCGAGAAUUUGUCCGCGAGACUAGCCAGAGUAUUGUAGUAAAAAAUAAUUUGAAAAAAUUUAAAUUCACUUUUGACAAAUGCGUUACACACAAUGAUUUUACAACCACACAGUUCGGGUACAUAAAAUGAGUUAUACUUUUUUUUCGCAGAGUGCUUUCGCGGAUUUACACAAAGUGAUUUUACUGUUGCAGCAUCCGUUUAUGAUGACUGUUUACUGACCCACACAAUCGGGAAAAACCCAUAAAAUUGUCGAAAUUAUCGAGAACAUUGACAAGGUUAUCCAACCAACACCUGACAAACUACUUUACCUAUAUACAGCGGAACAACCUGCCUAUGACAAAAUUAAGGAGAUCAUAUGUGACAAAACUACAACGUCAAAACUACAGACAUACGAGUUUGUCGACUGUACAAAAGGUAUACCCACUGUAGCGGACAUAAAACCAAAAUUGGGAAACGCAACACUAAUGGUUCUAGAUGAUUUGAUGGUUCUAGCAAUGACAACGAAAGAAAAUGCGGAUAAUUUGAAUAAUCUAGCAUCUCGCGACAGUCAUCAUUUAAAUAUCUCCGUUAUGUUCGGGUGUGAAAAUUUAAAUUAUGGUUCUGGUAAACUACGAAACGUACGCAUAAACAGCAUGUAUCACCUUGUUUUUAAUAAUCAUACGGAUACUCGAGAUAUUGAGUUGAUUGCUCGAAAUAAGGGUAUCCGAUUACCAGCAUUACAUAGAAUAUUAACAGAUGUUGGAAAAAAACAAUAUGGUUAUUUGCUGUUUGAUGGGUGCGCUCAUUCACCUGCGAACACUCGCGUACGAACGGGUAUUCUACCCGGCGAUUAUACUACUGUAUAUGAUUUAGAAAAAGAAUUUGUGUAA